Molecule: messenger RNA, 4469 nt
Organism: Alexandromys fortis (reed vole)
Lineage: Eukaryota; Metazoa; Chordata; Mammalia; Rodentia; Cricetidae
Gene: Proser1
Product: proline and serine rich 1
Exons: 13
Coding region: 647-3388 (913 amino acids)
Source: RefSeq, a predicted model, not a curated record
UUGCGAUUUGUGCUGGCGGUGCACGAUUGCGUCUUAUCGGCGCGACGUUGCCUUUCGAAGGUCCCCUGGAGUUGGUGGGGGCGAUUAGGGGUGCUCCUGCGGGGCGUCUGGCCGUGUGCGAGCUGCGGUGUUCGAGGGUCUCCCAGCCCUGGGCUGUGUCCCCCCCCCCGGUCGCCCGUCUCCUAGGGCUCCCCGAUCGCCGGCCCGCUCCCGGAAGCUACGAAAACGAGUAACAAAGAACCUGCAAGGCCGCCGGCUGCCGGAGCUGCGGGGCCCCGGGGUCGGGCGGAGUGGCGGGACCGAGCACCUCCGCGGCGGUGAGCGGCGCGUGGCGCGGCGGCCUUCCCUCGGAGCGCCCCGCCCUCGGCGCCUUCUGGAGCGCCGGUCUCUGCAGACGCCCCAGCCCGUUCUGCUUUGAGCUGCUCAAGCUUUGUGCGAAGAACCUACUGAAGUCUGGUUUUAAAUAAAAACUUUUUCUCAGUUUCCGUUUGGGGGUUUUUGCUUUGUUUCGGUGCAGUUUGCAAUACUCCUCUACCUCCUCGCCUCCUUUUUCCUCCCUGUGUAUUUUCCGCGGGGCGGACCUGGGAUGAGCGUUUCGUAAUUGCAAGCAGAACUGUGAGAAGGCCACGUCGGAAUAGUACUCGAGAUGGACAAAAAGUCCUUUGAAACGGUGCUGGAUGAAAUUCGAAAGGCUGUUUUGACAGAAUAUAAGUUAAAAGCAAUUGAAUAUGUUCAUGGGUACUUCUCCAGUGAACAGGUGGUUGAUCUCCUCAGGUACUUCUCCUGGGCAGAACCGCAGCUGAAGGCCAUGAAAGCUCUCCAGCAUAAAAUGGUGGCCGUCCACCCAGCGGAAGUGGUCAGCAUCCUCAGCUGCUUCACCUUUAGUAAAGACAAGCUGGCUGCCCUGGAGCUCUUGGCCUCAAACAUCGUGGAUGCACAGAACUCGCGCCCCAUUGAAGACUUGUUCAGGAUCAACAUGUCCGAGAAGAAACGGUGCAAGAGAGUCCUGGAGCAGGCUUUCAAAGCGGGCUGCAAAGCCCCUCAUGCCAUGAUAUCUUCAUGUGGAACUAUCCCAGGAAACCCCUAUCCCAAAGGAAAACCCAGCCGCAUAAAUGGCAUUUUUCCCGGAACUCCUCUGAAAAAGGACGGUGAAGAAAGUACCAAUGAAGGCAAAGGAAUAGCAGCACGGAUUCUUGGACCAUCCAAACCACCUCCCUCAACAUAUAAUCCACACAAACCUGUCCCCUACCCGAUACCUCCUUGCCGGCCACAUGCAACUAUCGCACCAAGUGCUUACAACAAUGCGGGCCUGGUGCCGUUAGCCAAUGUGAUAGCUCCAGGGGUCCCCCCUCCACCUCCGUACACUCCAAAUCCAGCAGGAACAGACAAUGAAGACCUCGCCAGUCAGUCAAAACCUGCACAGAGUCAAACAUUCUCCACCCCAGCUAGUCAGCUCUUCUCUCCUCACGGUUCUAAUCCGUCGACUCCUGCUGUGACUCCUGUCCCUGCUGCGUCCCCAGUCAAGGCAGUAAACCAUCCCUCCGUGUCAGCAGCUGCCACUGGGGCCGGAAUGAGUGCUCCCAACGCUGCCCUGUCAGUGUUCCCAGCACCCCAGCCAGCCACGCCAAACCCGACUGUGAUCCGGACUCCCUCGGUGCCCCCGGCACCCGUUACUUCGGCCCACAGCACCACACCUGCUCCUGUCCCUUCCAUCUUUUCUGGCCUAGUGCCCCUGCCAGGUCCCUCUGGCACCCCUUCCCCAUCUCCUCAGGCCAGCUCAACACCAAGGGUCACACUGGCUUCCAGUGAGACCUUUGCUUCCACUUGUGCCCCAUUCACCAGCCACUCCUUGGCCAGCUCUACUGCUGGCUCGGCUAGUAACCCGAGCACAGCUUCCCUGUCGUCCGUCUUCACAGGCCUGCCUUUGCCCUUCCCACCGGCAUGCCACACCAGCAUAGCCACCCCAACUCCCUCGCUGAUUGCCAGCGCUUCAAAUCCGCACGCUGUAAAAAGCCCUCUCCUGUCUGCCUUAAAAGGCUUCCUCACAUCAAAUGACACACACUUAAUCAAUUCCUCUGCCUUGUCCUCUGUGGGCACAAGUGGCCUGGCUUCAUUAUCCCCUUUUCCCAAUCAAAACUCGGAUUCUCCUGCCUCAGCCACUAACAAGUGCUAUGCCCCGGCAGCUGUUGCCGCCACGCAGAGGUCUUCUACCCCAGGAAUGGCUAUGUUCCCAGGCUUGCAGUCCCCUGCGGCCGGCGCCACCUCUGCAGCCCCAGUGUUGCCCGCGCAGUCGCCCUUAGCUACCCCCUCCUCCACUGCAGUGCCAGUCAGCUGUGGCUCCUCAGGCUCGCUUUUGCAUGGUCCCCAUGCAGGCGGCAUCGCAUCCACCCCUGCCGCAGUCACUGUGCCCGUUAUGAUCAAAAGUGAGCCCACGAGUCCCCCUCCUUCGGCCUUUAAAGGCCCUGCUCACCCCGGGACUCCUGCUCGCGGUACCUUGGGCCUGUCAGGCGCUCUGGGCCGCGGAUACCCCACGACCUCAGUGCCCAUUAGUGUGUCCACUUGCCUUAACCCUGCACUGUCCGGGCUCCCCAGCCUGAGCAACCCCCUGGCUGGUUCUAUGUCCCUGCCGCCACACGCAUCCUCCACGCCCAUUGCUCCCGUGUUCACGGCCCUGCCCCCUUUCACUUCGUUGACCAACAGUUUCCCUCUAGCGGGCAGUCCGUCUUUCAAUUCCACUGUGUCCCUCACGGGGCCGUCAACCACCAUCUCUACAGCUGCACACCCCAGCUCUGCGACCGUGCGCCCGAUGCUGCCCACCUCCAACGCCUCGCCUGCAGCCUUCCCACUCAACCUGUCCACUGCGGUGCCCUCACUCUUCGCGGUCACCCAGGGCCCUCUUCCCGCAUCCAACCCGUCCUACCCCGGCUUCCCUGUCACCAGUGCCCCAAGUGGUGCCCCCGCAAUGCCCUCGUUCCCGGGGCUGCAGGCACCCUCCACAGUAGCAGUCACCCCACUGCCGGUGGCUGCCUCGGCCCCAUCACCUGCGCCUGUCCUCCCUGGAUUUGCCUCGGCCUUCAGUUCCAACUUCAACUCCGCCCUGGUGGCACAAGCAGGUUUGUCAUCUGGACUCCAAACUGCUGGUAGCUCUGUUUUUCCAGGCCUUCUGUCCCUCCCAGGUAUCCCUGGGUUUUCCCAGACUCCUUCACAGUCAUCCCUGCAAGACUUGCAGCACAGCGCAGCUGCUCAGUCGGCUUUGUUACAGCAGGUCCAUUCUGCCUCUGCUCUGGAGAGCUACCCCGCCCAGCCCGACGGGUUCCCUAGCUAUCCCUCCACACCUGGAACACCAUUUUCUUUGCAACCAGGUCUAUCCCAAAGUGGAUGGCAAUGAAUUUGAAACACGGUUAUUCUUAGGAGCACCAUGAAAUUUGCCCAAGAACUGCAAUGAACAAUCUGACAGAUAUGAAAUUGUCCAAUAGUGCGAAAGGGUGUUCUCUUAGGGACACUGGGACAGGGGUUAGGCGUUCAGGUUCCAUUCUUAAAGUGACUGUAAGUACCAGUACCCCCAGUCCUAUACAUGUAAAUAUGCUGACAAUGAAUUGUAUGGAGAAUAGUGGUUUAAAUUAUGUGGGAAUUUUCACCUCCCAUCCUACAGGGGUUUGAAUUACAUAUGUGACCUAUUUGACUUGCGUAUGUGAUCUAGACUAUUAAAGAGGAGACGGGACUCUUCAUAGCCGAAUACAGCCUUAAAUCUGCUUGUAUUGCCUCCGUGGACAGACGUGAUCAUUGUGCCUCAGACUGGGUUGCAUGUGGUCGUGGGGGAGUUGCUAUUCUACAAAUGCAUGCGCGACUCCAGUUAGCAUCCGCUGGAAUGCAAUACUCCGUGUGUAUUCACAAAGGGGGACUCGAGACCCACUGUUUUUAAUGUUAGUAAUCGUGCAUACUGCUGAAUUUAACUCAAUAUAUUCCAGGUAAAAGUGGUGCUUGUUGUAGUCUUUAGAAUGACUUUCAGGUGUUUUCAACUAAAAAAAUGUAUACCCAGAACAUAUGUAUAAGGAAGGGAGGCUUAGGAUAAUUCUGCAAAGCAGUUUUCGUAAUCUCAGCAGUAUGCCCACAGGUGAUUCCCCGGCCACCACUAUUACUACUACUUGUACCCUGGAAGCUCUUGGUGAAUGUUUACAGUCAUGGAUGUAUUUCUACUCAAACGCUCAUAGGGAAUAAGUGUGCGGCAGCAGGAGAGGAGGCUCGCUCUGUCAGGAAGUGCAGUGCGCUAUAGGCCCGUGGUGACAGAAUGUGGCCCACCAUCGUCCUGAGCAGUGUCUGCCACACUGGGGGGAGGGGAUGUAGGACGAAUGUAGACCGUACACUCUGCUGUAGUUCAUCUCAACAUCUAGAGGUUCUACUUUUAUAAAGAUGGUGUCUGGAAGAUGUUGCAAAUGUAUUUUCCUUUGACAUGGGGAGCAAACUUUUUA